ACAACAGGUUCCAAGCCUUACAAGGUCCACUCAAAGAAGAAGAAACCACUAUGGAGGGCAACCAGGAAGGGAUCAAAGGAACAAUAACUUCAACAUGUCAGGAGGUUCUGGACCGCAACAAGCAUCAUCAUAAGCAGUGGGUCUCUAUGGAAUCCCUGGACCAGUAAUCAAGAAAGGAAAAUCAAGAAAACAACAAUCAACAACAGUCGGAAAACAACAAAGAAAGGCGAGGCGCAGGCCGAAUACACAGAAGCAACAAGCAAGUGAAGAUGAGCACUAGAGUCGCCAAACAGAAAUACGUGGAUGACCUAGGAACGACAGCGGAAAACGCUGCAACAGAAGGGAAUACCAAACAGCUAAAUGACACAAUGAAGAGACUGGUAGGGAAACAUAGUAAACAAGAGAAACCGGUCAGCGAAAAAGAAGGCAAGCCAAUUACUGAAAUCCAAGAACAGAGGAACAGAAAAGUGGAACACUUCGAAGAACUCUUGAAUAAACCAGCUCCACUGAAUCCACCACACGUCAAAACAGCACACACAGACCUUCCUAGGGAUGUCACUCGAUCAGCGAACGAAAUCAGCAGGGUCAUCUGGCAAAUCAAGAGUAGGGAAGCAGCAAGACCUGACAAUAUACCAGCCAAAUCACUCAAGUCAGACAUAGAAGUAACUGCAAUCAUGUUCCAUGUUCUAUUCAGGAAGAUUGUAGGGGAGGAACAAGUGACGACAGACUGGAAAGAAGGGUACCUCACCAAGAAAAGGAGAUCUGAGCAAAUGUGAGAACUAUAUAGGCAUCACAUUACUAUCAGUACCACGAAAGGUUUUUAACAGGGUGUUGCUAAACCGGAUGGAUGACUUAAUAGACGCCCAACUUCAAUAU
This is a messenger RNA of Schistosoma guineensis, 876 nucleotides long. The record is from the annotation of a GenBank genome assembly. Lineage: Eukaryota; Metazoa; Platyhelminthes; Trematoda; Strigeidida; Schistosomatidae.